This is a messenger RNA of Exophiala mesophila, 837 nucleotides long. RefSeq lists its product as uncharacterized. Gene Ontology annotation, biological process: electron transport chain. The transcript is spliced from 2 exons. Bases 44 to 727 code for a protein of 227 amino acids. Lineage: Eukaryota; Fungi; Ascomycota; Eurotiomycetes; Chaetothyriales; Herpotrichiellaceae. The record is from RefSeq and is a predicted model, not a curated record.
AGCCAACCCUGCGCACCACCACAACAGGGGCCACGAUACAACCAUGGCCUUCGUUCGAUCUCAGAGCGCCUUAAGGCUUUUCAGACCUCUUCCACAGAUCUCCCGCACGUCACGAUGCCUGUCUACAAGCCCACAACGUCGACUAGGCGAGCCAGACCCUAAAGCUAUCCCCGACGCCGAAGCUAUGCAAUCGACCGAAGAUCAAGCAACAUUAGUUGCUGCGGAGUACAAACCAGAGACAGGUGUUGGGAAAUACCACCAAGAGCAUCAGCCAGACUACACGGCGAUGGUGGACCACGGCACAUCGACAUAUUCGCCAAUCCCAAAAAGGGUGAUGAAUGGAAGUGAACCGGGAGAAACAACGCCAGCUGCAAUUCUGUCGGGGGCGCCAGUCGACUUGCAGGCUCGGACAGUGAGGAUUUACAAGCCCGCUAAGCCCGCGACUCAGUCCGGUACAUGGGGAUCGCAUGCUUGGCGCAUGGAUUGGGAUGUUCUGGCGAAAGGUCACAGAUGGGAGAACCCGUUGAUGGGCUGGCAGUCAUCAGCGGAUUUCAUGCAGGGAACCAAGGUGAAUUUCAAUACCAAGGAGGAUGCCAUUGCCUUUGCAGAGAAGCAGGGCUACGAGUGGUACGUGGUAGAGCCGAAUGAGCGACGGUUCGUGCCAAAGGCAUACGCCAACAAUUUCUUGCACGAGCCAAAGCCAUUGAAGCAUAUCAAGACGAAAUAGGGUGUCUGGUGAUGGAUGACUGUGGGUCGGGCCCGGCGUUUCAAUGCUGGUAGACACGCUUGUGUACAUAUGGAUCAAGAAUCAAGAAUAAAAGGCUUUUUAUGAUUCAA